GAAUAUCACCAUAUUCAAUAAAUGCUUUAGUCCAACUUCUAACACAACGAGCAAAUCAUAUUCCUCGAUUUAAUAGUUGCAACUUAUAUCCUGAAGUUAAAUGUUCACUUUCAAGUUUUAGUUUAUUUUCAAUUCUAUUAAUUAAUGCAUUUUUAUUAGCAUUAUCAGAUUUAGAACUACCACCAGAACCACUAGAAGAAUUACCACCAGAGGAACCACCAGAAGAACCACCACUAGAAAAACCACCAGAAGAACCAUCACCAGAGGAACCACCAUCAAAAUUAUUGUCAGAAGAACCACCACCAAAUUUUUUUCGGUAUUUUGUUGUUCGUGAGUUUCCUACAUUUACUAAUAGACGUUUGGAAUGUUUUAAUGCUUUCAUAUUUUUAGUUAAAACUAAAAAAGCUAUUCCGCCUCAUCCUCAUUGGUCUAUCCAACUUCAUCAUCUAUGCUAA
Funneliformis caledonium is the source of this 455-nucleotide messenger RNA. NCBI's taxonomy places the organism in Eukaryota, Fungi, Glomeromycota, Glomeromycetes, Glomerales, Glomeraceae. The record is from the annotation of a GenBank genome assembly.